Molecule: messenger RNA, 5971 nt
Organism: Seriola aureovittata
Lineage: Eukaryota; Metazoa; Chordata; Actinopteri; Carangiformes; Carangidae
Gene: myo1b
Product: myosin IB
Exons: 32
Coding region: 278-3778 (1166 amino acids)
Biological process (GO): actin filament organization; vesicle transport along actin filament
Cellular component (GO): plasma membrane; cytoplasm; actin cytoskeleton
Molecular function (GO): actin filament binding; microfilament motor activity; ATP binding
Source: RefSeq, a predicted model, not a curated record
UGACGCCGCUCCAGCCGCUCCCUACGCCCGGCGGACCAUUCAGGCUCAAGUCCACCCAGAGCUCCAUUCAAAGUGCUGAGAUUCGGAUGAGAGCCACGUCCAGCUUCAUCCAGCACAGCAGACACGAGUUGAAGUAAAGGCAGCGGGGAAGGGCUUCACGAGCCACUCCAGACUUGGGGAAUCACUUCUGGGAUCCUACUUUUGUCCGUAGAGUGGAUUUAGGACAAGAGGGAGCAAGUCUUGCAGAGAUAAAGAGGGGGGGACACCUGCAGCCAAGAUGGAGGUGAAGACGUCACUCCUAGACAACAUGAUCGGGGUGGGCGACAUGGUCCUCCUAGAGCCCCUGUCUGAAGACUCGUUCCUCGAAAACCUGAAGAAACGCUUUGACCACAAUGAGAUCUACACAUACAUCGGCAGUGUGGUGAUCUCUAUGAACCCCUACAGGUCCCUGCCCAUCUACACACCUGAAAAAGUGGAGGAGUACCGCAACAGAAACUUCUAUGAACUUAGUCCACACAUCUAUGCUUUGGCAGAUGAGGCCUACCGUUCACUGAGGGACCAGGACAAGGACCAGUGCAUCCUCAUCACAGGGGAGAGUGGGGCUGGGAAAACCGAGGCCAGUAAGCUGGUGAUGUCAUAUGUGGCAGCGGUGUGUGGGAAGGGCCAGGAGGUGAAUAAGGUCAAGGAACAGCUGCUGCAGUCCAAUCCCGUGCUGGAGGCCUUUGGAAAUGCCAAAACAGUGAGGAAUGAUAAUUCAUCCAGAUUUGGGAAGUACAUGGACAUUGAGUUUGACUUCAAAGGAGAUCCCCUGGGUGGAGUCAUCAGCAACUAUCUGCUGGAGAAGUCACGUGUGGUGAAACAGCCAAGGGGAGAGAGGAACUUCCACGUCUUUUAUCAGCUCUUGUCUGGAGCCUCCGACGAUACGCUCAAGAAGCUGAAGCUGCACCGGGACUUCAGCAAGUACAACUACCUGAGCCUGGACUCAGCCGUGGUCAAUGGGCUGGAUGAUGCGGCCAACUUUAGGACAGUCAGAAAUGCCAUGCAGAUCGUGGGCUUCAUGGAGGACGAGGUGCAGUCGGUGCUGGAGCUGGUGGCUGCCGUGCUGAAGCUCGGCAACAUCGAGUUCAAGCCUGAGUCGCGCUGUAACGGGACAGACGAGAGUCGCAUCAAAGACAAAAACGAUUUGAAGGAGAUGUGUGAGCUGCUGGGGAUCGAACAGUCGGUGCUGGAGAGGGCUUUCAGCUACCGUACAGUAGAGGCCAAGAUGGAGAAAGUCUCCACCACCUUGAACGUGGCCCAGGCCUACUACGCCAGAGAUGCCCUGGCCAAAAAUCUCUACAGUCGUCUGUUUAGCUGGCUAGUUACCAGGAUCAACGAAAGCAUUAAAGCACAAGCUAAAACUCGGCACAAGGUCAUGGGUGUGCUGGACAUCUAUGGCUUUGAGAUAUUUGAGGACAACAGCUUUGAGCAGUUUAUCAUCAACUACUGCAACGAGAAGCUGCAGCAGAUCUUCAUUGAGCUGACCCUACGCGAGGAGCAGGAAGAAUAUGUCAGAGAGGGCAUCGAGUGGACCAACAUUGAAUAUUUCAACAAUGCCAUUAUCUGCGACCUCAUUGAGAAUAACCAGAAUGGCAUCUUGGCCAUGUUGGAUGAGGAGUGCCUGAGGCCUGGGACAGUCACAGACGAGACCUUCCUGGACAAACUGAACACCAUCUGUGCUGAGCACCAGCACUUUGAGAGUCGCCUCAGCAAGAAUUCAAAGUUUCUCACCGACCACAGCCUGCCACACAGUUGCUUCCGCAUCCAGCACUAUGCCGGCAAGGUGCUGUACCGCGUCGAGGGAUUUGUAGACAAGAACAACGACCUGUUAUACCGAGACCUGUCACAGGCCAUGUACAAGGCCAACCACAGCCUCAUCAAACAGCUCUUCCCUGAAGGCAACCCUGCCAAAGUCAACCUGAAGAGACCACCUACUGCUGGAUUCCAGUUCAAAGCAUCAGUUGGCACGCUGAUGAGGAACCUGCAGACCAAGAACCCAAACUACAUCCGGUGCAUCAAGCCCAACGAUAAGAAGGCAUCCCACAUCUUCACCGAGUCCCUGGUUCGCCAUCAGCUGCGCUACCUGGGCCUGAUGGAGAAUGUCCGCGUGAGGAGAGCCGGCUACGCCUUCCGCCAGCCCUACGAGCCCUGUCUGGAACGCUACAAAAUGCUCUGCAAACGGACCUGGCCUCAUUGGAGAGGGCCUGCCAGGGAAGGAGUGGAGGUGCUGAUGACCGACCUCCCGGUUCCAGCAGAAGAGUUCUCCUAUGGCCGCUCCAAGAUCUUCAUCAGGAACCCAAGAACGCUCUUCUUCUUGGAGGAGAGGAGGAGGCAAUGCCUGCAAGACCUGGCCACGCUCAUUCAGAAGAUCUACCGUGGCUGGAAGUGCCGCAGUCAGUUCCUGCUGCUGAAAAAGAGUCAGAUAGUGGUGGCAGCAUGGUACCGCCGAUACGCACAACAAAAGAAGUACCAGAGGAUCAAGAGCGCCACCACUGUGGUGCAGUCCUACACCAGAGGAUGGCAGGCUCGCAAACUCCUGAGAGAGCUGAAGUAUCAGAAGAGAUGUGAAGAGGCAGUGACCACCAUUGCAGCCUACUGGCACGGCACCCAGGCUCGGAUGGAGCUGAGACGUCUAAAACAAGAAGCGCGGAAUAAACACGCUGUGACAGUAAUUUGGGCAUACUGGCAGGGAACCAAGGCCCGGAGAGAGCUGCGUCAGCUGAAGGAGGAGGCGAGGAAUAAACAUGCCGUAUCGGUCAUUUGGGCCGGCUGGCAGGGCACCAAGGCUCGCAGGGAGCUGAGGAGACUGAAGGAAGAGGCCAGGCGUAAGCACGCUGUCGCUGUGAUUUGGGCCUACUGGCAGGGACUCAAGGUCCGCAGAGAAUACAGGAAAUUCUUCAGGGCAAAUGCAGGAAAGAAGAUCUAUGAGUUCACCAUCCAGAGAAUUAUGCAAAAAUACUUCCUGGGUCUGAAGAACACCGUGCCCUCCAUGUCACCCAUUGACAAGAACUGGCCUGCUCGGCCUUAUCUCUUCCUGGAUGGAGUCCACACAGAGCUCCGGAGAAUCUUCCAUCUCUGGAGGUGCAAGAAAUACAGGAGCCAGUUCACAGAGGAGAGGAAAGCCGUGUACGAGGAGAAGCUGGAGGCGAGUGAGAUCUUCAAGGAUAAAAAGGCUCUCUACCCAAGCAGUGUGAGCCAGCCCUUCAAAGGAGACUACUUGGAGAUAAGCAAGAACCCCAAGUAUCAGAAACUCAACAGUGCUAUGGAUGAGAAGGUUCUUCUGGCUGAUGUGGUUAACAAGAUUAACCGAGCUAAUGGCAAGGGAACAGCUCGAAUCUUCCUGCUGACUAAGAAGAGCGUCGUCCUGGCUGACCAGAAGACGGGCCAGGUGAAGGCCAGCGUCCCUCUGCCAGACCUCACUAGCGUGUCAGUCAGCACACAGAGUGACGGCUUCUUUGCACUCAAACUCAAGGAGGGGUCAGCUUCAGCCGUCAAAGGAGACUUCUUACUCAGCAGUGAGCACCUGAUCGAGAUCAUCACCAAACUCCACCGCAUCGGGGCCACGGCCGCGGACAGGGAGCAGCUCAACAUCGACAUCUCAGACGAGUUUCUGGUGCAGUUCAAGCAGGACAAAGUGUGCGUGAAAUUCAUCCAGGGAGCCCCCAAGAACGGCAACAGCGCGUGCUGCAAGCGCAAGAACAACCGCCUGCUGGAGGUGUCGGUGCCCACAACGGCGUAGUGCGCCCCCCCCAUCUGCUUCCAGUGCUGCUCCUGAGCGCUCAGGUUGGGAGCGAUUUUAAAACACAGAACCACCACCCACUCCGAAACUCUGGUCUCUAGAACCAUCACCCCCCAGUGCCCACCCUGAGCCCAAAAAUGACAGUGCAGUUAUUUGGCUUGUUGUGUUGUUGUUUUUCCUUCAGUCUCUUAUUAACAGAUUUACUCUGGCACCACUAUAGCUGUAACCAUGUGCCACUUUCUUUUGGCAAAGAAAGCCUUUAUGUGGGUUGCAUGCCACAGAAAUUUGGUAAAAUGUUUCACUGGUUUUUUUUUGUAAAACUGGGGUCAAGAGUUGAAGAUGGAUGUAAAGAAAAUCUUGGUGGAGCACAAGAGACUUCUGUACACCAGUGGUGAUGUUGAUAAUGAUUGUUCUGCCUGUAUGGUAAGUCAGUCUUCAGAGAAAAUGUCAUUAUGAGAACGUUGUGAUUAGCUUCAGCCUCAACUGGCCUUUACUCAUCUUUUUUUUUUAAGCCGCUCUGGCUUUUAAGCACAUGGCUUAAAAUUUGAGAUGAACUGGGAACUUUUGGGCUUGGUCUGUCAGAGUUGAGUUUCUCUGAAGAAAGUGAAUACUGCACUUGUUUUCACCUCGGUGUAACCAACAGAGGAUGACCUGAAAAUGAAUUUGAUUGUAUGAUGUAUUAUUUUCUAUAUAUUUUCUCUCUGGAUAUAAAAAAAAAAAAAAAAAAAGCACAGUGGGCGGUCGGGAAGUCAAAUGUAAUUUGCUAGAUUAUUGUAAAACCACUUUUGUAUCUGCAAUUCCUAUGUGCCAUUGAACAGGUCCUACGACUUGUCACAUGUCAGUGAACAAAUACAAACCAUGCAGGUCACUGACCCCAUUCACUUUUUGACAACAUGAAAGCCAAAGGCUCUUGAGUAGGGGGGCAUAUCGACCUGUGUUGGCAAUAUUUUGUAAGUUGUGAUAGAACUGCACAUGUGAUCAAUCUCCAUUUCAUCCAAAAAGCAUCCAAACAGAGUUAUUUUAAACUGAAUUCAUAUCCUUUAAUACAUAGACUGUCUGUAUGACUCAAAGAAAACCUUCUCACUUCAUGUUGGGCUUGAUUUAAAGAUACUGACAAAGGCAGUACAGACAUUCCAGUGGAGAGUGAAACCCUUGAUACUGAUAUAUUUUUUUGUGUGCAAUAAUUAAAACGCUUUGUCUCAAUUAUUCUCUUUCCGUCAAAACAGUAGUGAGAACCCACAGCAGUCGCCCUCACUGUACCAUAAGCUGUACAUAGGCUCUUUAGGCUGUAGCUCUGGCAUGGACAAAGGGUUUCUUUAGUAUCCUCAUUUUAAUUGCUGUGUUUGUGAAAUGGCUCUUUUUGCCACUGCAGCUUUGAGUUAUUGUAGUGCUUGACCCACUCUGACCUAUUGUGUAUUUUUUUUCAAGAGGAAAGACCAAAUAUUAAGUGCACACAUGACCAUAGAUUCUCGAUGUAUCUGAAGAAAUCAACCAGUUUCAGUUUUUACAACUUUUCAAGGACACUCGUGUAAAAAAAAAAAUUAAAAAAAAGAAAAGAAAAGUAAAGAAAAAAAAAUGGUAUGCAUAUAUUUACAGACAAGCCAAAUAUGAGUAUCAAAGAAGCAAGAGUGCUAUAUUUUCAGGUAUGUUGACUAUAAUGAUCUGUAUUUGGAUGUACUGGUUGUACUGGUAGUAGAAUUUGUACUGUUGAUUUGAAGUCAUCCAGUUGUUUUUUUUUUCUGGUGACUGUGAGGGAAUAACAAAGCCAAACUUGGUCUAGUCCUGUUUUGCAAUCCAGAAUAUCUUGGUUUAUAUGUUUUUUUUUUUGUAUUUUUUAUUGCCACACACAAACACAGGGACCUGAGAAAUCAGUUGUUGCUGUCCCAAAGCACGGGAGCGAUUGAGCUGAACGCCUGUUUUGAUGUAUUUGGUCCUUGGCUCUGCACCGUUUCCAUGCAGUUUUGCUAAGGUGACAUCCCCCUUCCCCCUUUCACUCUCUUCUCUGUUUCGUAUUUGAACAGUGGCUAGAACUGCAAAAUGGUGUCUGCAUUCUUGUGUGCCUAAUGUUAACCUGUGCUGAGAGACACAACAUGGGAAUGUUUCAGUAGAACUCAAUGUAACAUUUACAAGUAAUCUUUUUUAAAUUAAAUAAAAAUCAGUAAUAAAUAAAUGUCAUUCUGCGAUUCUGUGACA